GAUAUUUCGCAUGGAGGCUUGGUAAACCCUUGAAAUUGCGGAUGCUUAUGGUAUUUUUCACCGCCAUAUUCAUACUGACCGUUUUGACAAUUAGCGAGUGACAAGAAGUUUACUCAGCCGCCUCCAAAUAGCAAAAGGUUGUCUUGAUUCUGUCCUCUGGUUUGAAGGGCGACAAAGUGCUUUGGCUGCUCAGUCUAGGUGAGGACUUGCUGAAGGUCUGGUGCGAAGAUGAGGAACAUUGGAAGAGUUUUUCACAACAAGUAUAUACUUAAGAAUUAUGGUUCAUACAGGCUGUUUUCUGGUAUCUCCGGCGAACCAAAUGGACCCACCGUUAAAACUUCGAUACCAGGUCCUCGUUCAAAAGAAUUAUUGAAAGAACUAAACGAAAUUCAGCAAACUGGUUCAGUACAACUUUUCGCCGAUUACAACAAAUCUUUGGGCAAUUACCUGAUAGACGUUGACGGUAAUGUUCUCCUGGAUUCUUUCACGCAAAUUUCUUCCGUUCCUGUUGGUUACAACCAUCCAGAAUUGCUCAAAGUGUUCCAUGAUGAGAAUAAUAUGAAAGCUCUGGUGAACAGGCCAGCACUGGGCGUGUUCCCCGGGGAAUAUUGGCCGUCAAAACUGAAAGAAGUCCUACUAUCUGUAUCUCCCGGCCUACCCCAAGUCACCACGAUGAUGUGCGGAUCCUGCUCCAACGAGAACGCCUACAAGAACAUCUUCAUCAGUUACCAGAAGAAGACGCGCGGCGGCGACAUCAAGUUCUCCAAGGAAGAGGAGGCAUCCUGCAUGAUGAACCUACCCCCGGGGUCCCCCAAGCUAUCGCUGUUGUCCUUCCACGGCGGGUUCCACGGCAGGACUUUCGGUGCGCUGACCACCACCCAUUCCAAGGCCAUUCACAAGCUGGACAUCCCCGCCUUCGAUUGGCCGGUAGCCCACUUCCCUAAAUACAAGUACCCCCUGGAAGAGAACGCGAGGGAGAACAAGGCCCAGGACGCCAAGUGUUUGGAGGAAGUCCAAGAUCUCUUCGAGAAAUACAAGAAAAAAGGUGUGCCGGUGGCUGGGAUCGUCGUGGAGCCUAUACAGUCGGAAGGGGGUGAUAACGAGGCGUCUCCAGAAUUUUUCCAAGGGUUGCAGGAGAUCGCGAAGAAGAACGACGCCGCCUUGCUGAUCGACGAGGUGCAGACCGGUUGCGGCGCCACUGGAAAGAUGUGGUGCCAUGAACAUUUCAAUCUUAAGACGCCGCCGGACGUCGUGACGUUCAGCAAGAAGAUGCUGAUUGGGGGUUACUUCCACACCCCUGAAAUGAGGCCAGAUCAACCUUACAGGGUGUUCAACACGUGGAUGGGUGACCCGGGGAAAAUCUUCCUACUCGAAGCUGUUCUCAAGGUGAUCAGACAGAACAACUUGCUGAAAAAUGUGGAGGUAACGGGUUUGAAAUUGAAACAAGGCUUGCAUCAAUUGGAACAGGAGUUUCCAAACCUGAUCAACUCUGUUAGAGGGAGGGGAACGUUUUUGGCUUUCAAUGCAGCCUCCUCAAAACUAAGAGAUGAUAUUUUAGGCAGUUUGAAGAAAAAAGGUAUCCAAGGUGGAGGUUGCGGAAAUGAGGCAGUACGUCUGAGACCUGCAUUGAUAUUCCAAGAAAAACAUGCCGACAUAUACCUGGACAGCCUGAGACAAGUACUGAAGGAAUUAAAAUAAAUAAUAUCACUACUCCUAAUUUAGCGAAAUCUUCCAUGUCAACCAAGUCUUCCAAGAAAGUGUAUCAAUCCUUUAUGAGGGUUUUGUGUACAAAUUCCUUAUAAAAAUUUAUUCUCUGAACUUUUUUUCAUUUGCUAUGCAAAUAGAAAAUUUUAUGUAUAAGUCGAAUGUGUUGAAAAAAUAUAAAAGGUUCAUUAUUGCAUAAA
Messenger RNA from Coccinella septempunctata (seven-spotted ladybird), 1904 nucleotides. RefSeq names its product 4-aminobutyrate aminotransferase, mitochondrial. NCBI's taxonomy places the organism in Eukaryota, Metazoa, Arthropoda, Insecta, Coleoptera, Coccinellidae. The coding region runs from base 229 to 1698 and encodes 489 amino acids. Gene Ontology annotation, molecular function: pyridoxal phosphate binding. The transcript is spliced from 8 exons. Gene Ontology annotation, cellular component: mitochondrion. Gene Ontology annotation, biological process: GABA catabolic process. The record is from RefSeq and is a predicted model, not a curated record.